Euleptes europaea (tarantolino) is the source of this 1861-nucleotide messenger RNA. RefSeq names its product NIMA related kinase 6 (gene NEK6). The record is from RefSeq and is a predicted model, not a curated record. The transcript is spliced from 10 exons. The coding region runs from base 92 to 1039 and encodes 315 amino acids. Gene Ontology annotation, molecular function: ATP binding; protein kinase activity. NCBI's taxonomy places the organism in Eukaryota, Metazoa, Chordata, Lepidosauria, Squamata, Sphaerodactylidae. Gene Ontology annotation, biological process: protein phosphorylation.
CUUGCCUGGCUGCCUGAGGCGCGGGGCCCGAGAAGGCGCGACACCUCCCUCCCAGAAGCAGCAGGUUGAAGGCAAAGAGUGGCAUGUUACCAUGGAAGGACAGCACAAUCAUCCACAUCAUCUAGGGGACCAGAAUAAUCCACUCUGCAAAGUGGCAAGUCAAGAAUAUCAGCAUGAUACUCAGCAGAGGCACUUGACAUCAUAUCCAUAUCGCUGCACAUUAGCAGACUUUCAGAUAGAAAAAAAGAUUGGACGAGGGCAAUUCAGUGAAGUCUACAAAGCAACUUGCCUUCUGGACAGAAAACCAGUAGCAUUGAAGAAAGUGCAGAUAUUUGAAAUGAUGGAUGCCAAGGCUAGACAAGAUUGCAUUAAAGAAAUAGACCUUUUGAAGCAAUUGAACCACCCCAACAUAAUCAAGUAUUUGGAUUCGUUUAUUGAAGACAAUGAACUUAACAUUGUUCUGGAACUGGCAGAUGCAGGUGACCUCUCUCAGAUGAUUAAGUAUUUUAAAAAGCAGAAGCGGCUAAUCCCAGAAAGAACGGUUUGGAAAUACUUUGUGCAGUUGUGCAGUGCAGUUGAACACAUGCAUUCCCGCAGGGUGAUGCACAGAGACAUAAAACCAGCCAACGUGUUUAUAACAGCCACUGGAGUAGUGAAGCUGGGAGAUCUUGGACUGGGCCGCUUCUUUAGCUCCAAAACCACUGCUGCACAUUCCUUAGUAGGAACACCCUACUAUAUGUCCCCAGAAAGAAUUCACGAAAAUGGCUAUAACUUUAAAUCGGAUAUCUGGUCCUUGGGCUGUUUAUUGUAUGAGAUGGCAGCUCUUCAGAGUCCCUUCUAUGGUGAUAAAAUGAACUUGUUUUCUCUCUGCCAAAAGAUAGAGCAGUGCGAUUACCCACCUCUUCCAGCUGAACAUUAUUCUGAAAAGUUGCGGGAGCUGGUCAGCAUGUGCAUAUACCCAGAUCCUGAUCAAAGGCCUGACAUUGGUUAUGUGCAUCAGCUAGCAAAACAGAUGCAUGUUUGGACCUCCAGCACUUGAAGAGUCAGCAAUUGUGCUCCACAAAAAGCCAGCCCAGCUUAGUCUUACUUGAACCUUCUGUCUCAGAAUGAAACCAAGAGGUGCCUCACCAAAGUCAAGUGGGAGAGUUGAGCCUUCAUUGAAAGACGCUUCAUGAUUUCUGCAGGCCACUUGCAGGGGUUCUCACAGAGUGGAUACGCUCUCAGUGAAGGCUGUGAGAGGCUGCUGCAAGUGUGUGUUAUUCUUUUUAAAGCCAAUAACAUGUUACAGACGUAGAUAAUUUAAGAUCCUUUCUUAAAACUGUUGUGUGUAAUCUAGGCUAGACUAAGAGCAAGGGUUUCUCAUUGUGCAUUUGACACACCCCUUGUAUUUUAACUAAUGUGAAAUAUUGAAAUAAUUCCUUUGGUGAAAUCACUUUAUACUAAUGUAAGAAUUUCAGUAGCAUUUGUGUAAUUUUGUAUAACUGUUACUUUGCCUCUUCUGCAAAUGGUUAAUAGCAAAUUCAGUUUCUAGUUCAUUUAUUUUUUAAAAGUAUCUGCCUGGAGUUUUUAUACUUCCCUUCUUUGCAAAAAUAGAACAUGGAGAAAGGGAAACACCUUUGAAGGUAUUUUUAACUGAAACUUUAAAAUGGCUGUUAUGCAAUGCAUUUUAUUCGUUAAUGUGGCUGCAGCUGAGAAUGACUCCAGAGUCUGCCUCACACCAAAGCUUUUUUGUAACUUUCCUUGCCUGUACUGGCACAGAACUUGUGAGAAUCUCAAUAGCCAUUCUUACACGAAGACCAGUGUUACUGUAAGCAAAAGUUGGGGGGUGGGAUACCUUUUUGUUAAAAUCACUGGUACUUCA